AUGUCUGUUCAUUAUGUUCGAUCGCUUUCACCAUCGAAAAGAGAAGGUCGAAUAAGUUCUCGUUUAACACCGUUUGAAAAGUUACCUCGUAUAGGAAGUUCUCAUGAAUAUAUUCCUCGCCCACCUCAAUCAUUACAAUCAUCACAUUCGAAAUCGAAUCCACGACUGAAACAAAUAUCUAAACCAGUAGAACCAAUUUUAAUUGCUAUUCGUUUACAUGAUGGAAGACGAUUAGAAAAAGAAUUCAAUACAAAUAAUAAAAUUCUUGAUAUAAUUCAAUAUGUUAAAUCCGAAGAAAAUGAUCUUGAUGAUGAGUUUUAUCUGAGUAGUGGAGACGUGCCAAAAAGACAAUUUAAAGAUUUUAAUUUAACACUCUUGCAAGCGAAUAUUAAAACACGCACUGUUCUUUUUAUUGAUAGAUAA
Molecule: messenger RNA, 423 nt
Organism: Rotaria socialis
Lineage: Eukaryota; Metazoa; Rotifera; Eurotatoria; Philodinida; Philodinidae
Source: the annotation of a GenBank genome assembly